Aspergillus novofumigatus IBT 16806 is the source of this 949-nucleotide messenger RNA. RefSeq names its product maleylacetoacetate isomerase MaiA (gene maiA). Gene Ontology annotation, molecular function: maleylacetoacetate isomerase activity; glutathione transferase activity. The record is from RefSeq and is a predicted model, not a curated record. Bases 63 to 758 code for a protein of 231 amino acids. Gene Ontology annotation, biological process: L-phenylalanine catabolic process; glutathione metabolic process. Gene Ontology annotation, cellular component: cytoplasm; mitochondrion. Lineage: Eukaryota; Fungi; Ascomycota; Eurotiomycetes; Eurotiales; Aspergillaceae. The transcript has 2 exons.
CUCCGCAUGUUAAACGAUCAGGAAACAUAUAUUUCACAUCAUCUUCUGCAUCCACAGUCAGCAUGGCGGACUCAACAUCCCCCAAAGUCACUCUAUACACCUAUUUCCGCUCCUCCUGCUCAGCCAGACUUCGCAUCGCCCUCAACCUGAAAUCCAUCCCUUACACCCCAAUAGCCGUCAACCUCCUCAAAGGCGAGCAAUCCUCCCCAGAAAACACUGCGCUCAAUCCCUCGGGCACAGUCCCCACCCUGAUCGUGGAACAUCCCCCCAAAGACCCCGUGACCAUCACGCAAUCCCUCGCAGCACUCGAGUACCUCGAAGAAAUCACCCCAGCCUCAUCUCAUGCCCUCCUCCCGCCAGCUUCCAACCCAGAGGCCCGCGCAGUCGUCCGCACCCUGGUGGACAUCAUGUCCUGCGACGUCCAGCCCGUCACCAACCUCCGGAUUCUGAAGCGGGUGGCCCCCUUCGGCGUCGACCGGGCCGCGUGGUCGAAAGAUCUGAUCGAGGAUGGUUUCCGCGCGUACGAGGCCAUCGCGGCGAAGAGCGCGGGGCUUUUCAGUGUGGGCGAUAGCAUUACCAUGGCGGAUGUGUGUCUGCUUCCUGCGGUGUGGGGUGCUGAGAGGGCGGGGGUGAAGGUGGAGGAGUUUCCUACCAUCUAUCGGGUUGCACAGCGGUUGGAGGAGGAAGAUGCGAUGAAGAGGGCGCAUUGGAGGACGCAGCCUGAUACGCCGGAGGAGUUUCGAGUGAUUUCGUCAUGAGAAGAGAUGGUUGUUUGAGAUGUUGGGACAAAGCUUCGUUUGGAAUGAAUAUCAACUAUUCAGCGCGCUGGACUACUCGAUAUAGUUGUGAUGGUCUCAAGAUGAGGAAAAGGUCUAUCUCAAUUUCAUACUCAUAGCUAGCUCAUGAAGCAUCCUUUUGGGGAUUAAAUAAAAUAAAGAUGAAAAGACCU